Molecule: messenger RNA, 861 nt
Organism: Adineta ricciae
Lineage: Eukaryota; Metazoa; Rotifera; Eurotatoria; Adinetida; Adinetidae
Source: the annotation of a GenBank genome assembly
AUGGCCCAUAAAAUAGCUGUUAUGAUUAUUUUUUCCUUUCAGGUUACCGGAGCAAACAAAGGGAUUGGCUAUGCAAUUGUGAAUAAGCUCUGUUCGGUUUUUGACGGAAUUAUCUAUUUGACGGCACGAAAUGAAGAACUUGGUCUCCAAGCAGUUCGACAAUUACGGGAGACGAACAAAGAUGCUGGCGACAAAGUACAAUUUCACCAGUUAGAUAUAACCAAUGUUGAAAGUAUUCAUCGGUUAGCUGAACAUAUCAAAAAGAAUCACGAUGGUUUAGAUAUCCUAAUAAAUAAUGCAGCAAUGGCAUUUAAAGUGAAUGAUACAACACCGUUUGGCGAUCAAGCAGAAAUCACCGCUCAAACGAACUUCUUCGGCACAAUUAAUGUCUGUAAUGCACUCUUUCCUUUACUUCGAGAUCAUGCACGAGUCGUCAAUGUAACGAGUCGAGCUGGAAUGCUCGAAUCCGUGAAAAGUGCUGAAAUUCGGCAGAGUUUAACAUCACCAACUGCAACGAUUGAAAAUGUUUCUGAUAUACUUAGUGACUUCAUUCGAAAAGCAAAACAAAAUUCACAUCAAGAGAAUGGUUAUCCGAAUAGUGCCUAUGGGAUGAGUAAAGUUGCUUUAACAGCAGCUACGUUCAUUCAACAACGUUUAUUCGAUCAAAAACCCGAACGAGACAUCGUUGUGAAUGCUUGCUGUCCGGGCUAUAUCAAAACAGAUAUGUCAUCGAACAAAGGAAUAGGUUCACCUGAUCAAGGUGCUGAUACACCUGUUUACUUAGCAACACUAGAAUCGAACGUCAAGUCGCCACGCGGAGAAUUUGUUGCUGAACGAAAGAUUCUCAAAUGGAAAUGUUAA